Molecule: messenger RNA, 675 nt
Organism: Closterium sp. Yama58-4
Lineage: Eukaryota; Viridiplantae; Streptophyta; Zygnematophyceae; Desmidiales; Closteriaceae
Source: the annotation of a GenBank genome assembly
AUGUUCCUCGUUGUCAUCUCGUCCGUCCCGCCCUCUGCCUUCUGCACUUCAGCUCUCCCUGCGUGUGCGCUGCUCUCGCUCCCCAAUUCUCUAUCACCUUCUCGUGGCGACGGCGCUGAUUCUGGCGGGCGUGGAGGAUGGAUGCACCACUGGCAGCACAAAGCCCACCCUGCCUGUCGCCACACCCAGGGCCGUGAGUUUAACCCACCCCUGCCCCGUCUCCACCCCUCACCACACCAGGUGGCAACAGCGCUGAUUCUGGCGGGUGUGGAGGACGCAGCGCUGGCAGCACAGGCGAGGGAGAUCCUGGUGGUGAUGGGCACGUACUUCCAGGUGCAGGACGACGUGCUCGACUGCUUUGGUGACCCCGCUGUGAUAGGCAAGGUGGGAACGGACAUAGAGGACACCAAGUGCUCGUGGCUCGUGGUGCAGGCGCUGCAGCGGGCCACACAGGAGCAGAGGGAGAUCAUUGAGAGCAACUACGGCAAGAAGGACGAGAAGUGUGUGGCGGUCAUAAAGCAGCUGUACACAGACAUGAAGCUGCAGGAUGCAUUCGCAGAGUAUGAGAAGGAGAGCCACGCAAGCAUCACAGCCGCCAUCGCCCAAGUGGAGAGUGAACCGCUGAGGGAGGCAUUGACGUCCUUCCUCAAGAAGAUCUACAAGCGCCAGAAGUAG